Messenger RNA from Stegostoma tigrinum, 3329 nucleotides. It is a transcript of the gene rag1, whose product is annotated as recombination activating 1. Gene Ontology annotation, molecular function: double-stranded DNA endonuclease activity; ubiquitin protein ligase activity; metal ion binding. The record is from RefSeq and is a predicted model, not a curated record. Bases 51 to 3011 code for a protein of 986 amino acids. The transcript has a single exon. NCBI's taxonomy places the organism in Eukaryota, Metazoa, Chordata, Chondrichthyes, Orectolobiformes, Stegostomatidae. Gene Ontology annotation, cellular component: endodeoxyribonuclease complex; DNA recombinase complex; nucleus. Gene Ontology annotation, biological process: pre-B cell allelic exclusion; V(D)J recombination; adaptive immune response.
AUGGCCUACUUCAGCGUUCCUCAUUGCCACACACCAAACCAGUGGGAUCUAUGCCAUUGGAAACACUGCCUUUGGACAAGAAGACUAUUGAAGACAAGGCCCUGGAACAAAUGCAUUUAGAACUCACCCCAUCAAAAAACAAGUCCUGUGACGUUAGCCAAACGGAAGCGAAAUCUUUGGAAGAGCAUAUAUUACAAUUGCAAAAUCUAUGUCGUAUUUGUGGAGUUUCCUUUAACACCAACAGUUAUGAUAUGAAAUUUCUGGUUAAUGGUCCUGUUGAUGAUGUCACCCAAGAGGUGCUCAGGAAAAUGGGAUAUGAUGAUUGUUUUUGGCCAGAACUCAUCCGUAACACAUUUAGGAUAGAUGUCAAGACUGAUACAGAAGCCGGAUAUCCCACUCACUUCUGCUAUAAAUGCUGGUGUAUUGUGAUUCAGGCAAUUAACAAUACAACGAAUGAAGAUGCAUUCUUUCCGAUCAAUACAGUCGUUGAAUGGAAACCACAUUCCAAUCUUUGUAGCGUUUGCAGCUUUUCGGGUGGGGCCCGCAAACGAAAAGGUCUCAAACAAAGUCCACCUGUUACAAAGAAACCCAGAGUAGCAACUGAUGCUCUAAUGAGACCAAGGGUCAUUAAAAGAAAAGAUCAUGUAAAUAGCACAAGUCUGUUAUUGGCUAAAAAGAUUGUCAACUGCAAGAAGUUCCAUCUAACUUCAAAACUCCUUGUGCUUGAUUAUCCCAAUAAUUUUAUCCAGUCUGUAUCCUGUCAGGUUUGUGAGCACUUACUUGCUGACCCUGUGCAAUCACCUUGCAAGCAUCUUUUCUGCAGAACGUGUAUUCUCAAAUGCAUUGCAGUCCUGGGAAAGUAUUGUCCAGUUUGUAGAUUUCCUUGUGGUCCCAAAGACUUCUUAAGCCCUGUUAAAUCGUUCAUAAAUGUUCUCAAUUCACUUAUGCUAAAGUGUCCAGUGACAGACUGUGAAAUGGAGGUGAGACUCGGUGAAUAUUCGAAACAUGCCCAAAACCACAAAGAAACGAGAAUGAAGCAUGCUUACUCACCAGUCAACAAGGGGGGCCGCCCAAGACUACAUUUGCUUUCUCUAACCCGAAGGGCUCAAAAGCAUCGUCUGCGAAAUCUGAAGCUUCAGGUGAAGGCUUUUGCAGACAAAGAGGAAGAUGGCGAUGUAAAGUCUGUUUGUCUGACUCUGUUACUUCUGGCACUCAGAGCUGGAAAUGAGCACAGGCAAGCAGAUGAGCUGGAAGCUGUAAUGCAGGGCAGAGGAUCCGAACUGAAACCAGCAGUCUGCCUUGCCAUUAGAGUUAACACAUUCCUGAGUUGUAGUCAGUAUCAUAAAAUGUAUAGGACAGUCAAAGCAACAACUGGGAAGCAGAUCUUCCAGCCGUUGCAUGCACUUCGAAAUGCAGAAAAAAUACUGUUGCCAGGUUAUUAUCCAUUUGAAUGGCAGCCGCCUCUGGCAAAUGUCUCAACAAACACUGAGGUGGGAAUUAUAGACGGCCUGAGCGGCUGGACACAAUGUGUUGAUGAUUACCCAAUGGAAACCAUUUCUAGAAGGUUCAGGUAUGAUGUGGCCCUUGCUUCGGCCGUGAAGGAGCUCGAAGAUGAUAUUCUAGAAGGUCUGAAACAACAUAACGUGGACGAGUUUGUGAGUGGACCAUUUACUGUCGUGAUCAAGGAGUCUUGCGAUGGAAUGGGCGAUGUCAGUGAGAAGCACGGUUGUGGCCCACCUGUUCCAGAAAAGGCAGUGAGGUUUUCCUUUACGAUCAUGAGUAUAAGUGUGAUGAACGAGAAUGACGAGAAAGUGGUCAUUUUUGAAGAGCUGAAGCCCAAUUCUGAGUUGUGCUGCCGCCCACUUUCCCUGAUGUUGGCGGACGAAUCCGACCACGAAACGUUGACCGCGAUCCUGGGCCCAGUCAUCGCUGAGCGAGAAGCUAUGAAGAGCAGCGAUUUGAUUCUUGAGAUCGGGGACUUGCACAGAUCCUUCCAGUUCAUCUUUCGAGGCACGGGAUACGAUGAGAAGCUCGUUCGGGAAAUGGAGGGUCUUGAAGCUUCGGGCUCCAUGUACGUCUGCACAUUGUGUGAUGCCACGCGAAACGAGGCUUCCCAGAACUUGGUUCUCCAUUCCAUAACGAGAAGCCACAAGGAGAACUUGGAGCGCUAUGAAAUUUGGCGCUCAAACCCAUACCACGAAACCACUGAUGAGUUGCGUGACCGGGUUAAGGGGGUUUCAGCAAAGCCGUUCAUUGAAACCCAGCCAUCCAUCGAUGCCUUGCACUGUGACAUUGGGAACGCCACGGAAUUCUACAGACUCUUCCAGGAUGAGAUCGGAGAGCUGUACAAAAAUCAAAGCACAUCCAAAGAGGAGAGAAAACGGUGGCAGGCGAUGCUCGACAAGCACCUGAGAAUGAAGAUGAACCUGAAGCCUGUCAUGAGGUUGAACGGGAAUUUUGCCAGAAAGCUGAUGACCAAAGAGACAGUUGAGGCUGUGUGUGAGCUAAUUCCAUCUGAACGAAGGCGGGAAAUCCUCAGGGAGCUCAUGCACCUUUAUCUUCGGAUGAAACCAGUGUGGCGUUCCACGUUUCCAGCCAGGGAAUGCCCUGAGCUUCUUUGCCAGUACAGCUACAAUUCCCAGAGAUUCGCACAACUGCUUCGUACGGAGUUUAAGCACAGAUAUGAGGGGAAGAUCACCAACUACCUGCACAAGACUCUGGCUCACGUCCCUGAGAUCAUUGAAAGAGAUGGCUCCAUAGGUGCUUGGGCGAGUGAAGGCAAUGAGUCAGGUAACAAACUUUUUCGCCGUUUCAGGAAAAUGAAUGCCAGGCAGUCCAAAAGUUAUGAAUUGGAAGACAUUUUGAAACACCACUGGCUGUAUACUUCAAGAUAUUUACAGAAGUUCAUGGAUGUACACAACACAUUAAAGAAUGUAAAGUGUGAUACUCUACCACCUGAGCUGGUCAAUGAAGAAGAUACAGUACUUCAGAAUAAUUCCCUUGAUUUUUAGCUGAAUUAUUGGUGCUGAUGUUGGUUCUCAGUAUCUUUAACCCACAGCAGACUGUGAACAGUCUAUGUAAUGUGGACAGUUAGGCUUACCAUGGCCAAGCCUUGAACGCAAUAUUGGCAUUGAUGGGAGAAGCUCUAGCAGUAUUAUGGAAAAGUUGUGGUGGAUGCAGUGUUAGACAGUCUCACUGGUAAAUCUGUGUGACAACUGAAGCCACACGUGAGUGAAUGCUUCUAUAUUUGAAACCCAAGAGAUAUUCACAGAAAGCAGUAAUGUUGGUUACUAGUGCUUAGAUGUGAAGGAAAAAUGGGCAAGAUGUUA